This is a messenger RNA of Spizellomyces punctatus DAOM BR117, 1758 nucleotides long. RefSeq lists its product as uncharacterized. Gene Ontology annotation, molecular function: transcription coregulator activity. The record is from RefSeq and is a predicted model, not a curated record. Gene Ontology annotation, cellular component: SAGA complex. Lineage: Eukaryota; Fungi; Chytridiomycota; Chytridiomycetes; Spizellomycetales; Spizellomycetaceae. Gene Ontology annotation, biological process: regulation of transcription by RNA polymerase II. The coding region runs from base 139 to 1506 and encodes 455 amino acids. The transcript is spliced from 13 exons.
AACUGCAUCUCACCUCAGCGCCAGGCAUUUCCAAAAGGCCACCACCAUCUUGAAAAACUCUCAAGGAAUUAGGAACUAGCAGCUGAACAGCGGGGGCAAUACGGGCUCAUUGACCCAAGGAAGGGAGCAUCACACAUCAUGGUGCAGGCCAUGGGCGCUGGUCGGAGCGCAGAUGUAACUCCUCCUCCAGCGCUCAUCUUGCACCUCUACCCGACUCAUUUUGCUUUAGGAGACUAUGAUACAACAUAUCAAUACAAUGGACCUUUGAAGGAUUUCCUAGAGGCAGUCAACAGACAAGAACUUCCAGCAAACGCAUCGGAUUUGUUUAAAGAGUCUGAUUUUCAUGAUGGUCGGAUAUACGUCCAAGUCCGCGAUUACCGUGUCAAUUAUCAUGCAAAUGUCCAAUUAUCAGAGAGAAGUUUAUCCAAAGAUAUGUUGACAUCACCAAGCGACACUGGGAAGAGCUUUUCGGGAACGGCAACACCGGACAUCAGAACGUUGGUCUUACGCCCGACACCAGCCUCUCUGUGGGCAGAUAUUCAGUCUCUCAGUGCCACUGCAAUACCUUCUGGGCCUCCGCUGGCAGAAGAUACUGCACUUGAAGCAGAGGCCAAAAUUUUGGUGGCGACUCAGGAGCCGUUAUGCCUAGACCCUGAUCCAACAGUUGCUCGGACAGCAAAUAUCAAGGCAUACAAUGACGCAAAGUAUCGUGUCCCAAGAAAGCGACCGAGAAAUUGGGCCGCAAAGGAAGAAGAUGAUGAGCAGAAGAGGGAAAGCGAUAGACUGAUGUUGAUCAUGGAUGAGCGACGAAAGGGUGAAUUUCAUCCAAAGUUUGCAAAGUUUUCCUUUGUUGAAGAUUGGAGAAAGAAGAAAGCCGCAUUUGAUGCAGAAGCCUUGCUUACCAUUCAAGAAAAGCGAAACAUUAAAGUGCCCACAAAGAAGACACAGGAUACUCGUUUCCACCUGAAUUCCGACGCAGGAACAAUUGUGCGAACCCUGAACUUUCAGCAGACUUAUGAACGGAUUGGGGUAACGAUGUACACAACUCUAAACAUACAUUCCAUGGGGGGCGGCCAAUAUUCUUGUACGCUGCGAUGGGGUCAGACACCUGGCACUGGGAUCGGUAAAGGUAACCUGCGAGGCAAUACCUUGAGAUUUCCUUUGGGAAAUCUGGCCGCUGCCUGGUGGUAUAUUCAACAAUUCAAAAUCCACUACACUCUGUCUAAUAAGCUUAUUGAGGAUAUUGACUCUUCAAUGCAAAGGGCAGCAGUGCAACCAAUAGGAGUUUCGCAAGCUCAGGGUGUCACUGCUACCAUUGCGCCACAACUUAUGAACGGCACAACAGCAAUACACCCUAUACAGCUACAGCAACUUCAGCACCAACAACAAGCUGCUUCCCAACUGCUACAUCAUCCACAUGCAGCAGCGCUUGGUCGUGGAGUAAUACGCGGCAACGUUAGAGGGAAGUUCCGCGGGAUGAGGGGUAGAGGCGCCCCAAGUAAAUAGAGGGCACAAAUUUGCCACGGAGGUCGAACGUUGGUCGCAAAAGCGUCGCAAAUUGUACAUAUCAUAGAUUGAGUAUUGGUGCAGAUUGGUAAAUUGGUAUUUCGGUAGAUGGGCUUUUUGACGUUUGCAGCACUGCUGCCAGUAAAGCUUCAGGGCAUGGCGUGCCGGCCUCGGCAGAUACUUUUACUUGCUCGUCUUGCAGCCGGCGACUUGUCGUGGGCCCAAUAGAUGCACAUCGCACCUUGCUCCACC